GAACAAAUUCAACCCACAAAAAUCUCACAAAAGAAAAACACUAGUCACACAAAGAAGAAAACUUGAAAACAAGCCUUUAUUACUUCCUUUUUUUUUCUUCUUUUCUUUUCUUUUCUUUUCAAAGUCAUGCCUCAUUCUCUCGCAUACCCUAUUUAAUCAAUCAAUCUUCCCUCCCAAGGUUUUAAUUCUACCACUCUUAACCAAACUCAAAAACCCUAGAUUCUCUCUUCACAAUCAUUUCAUUCUUCGAGUUCUUCACCCUAAAGAUACUCAAAAAUUUCCCAUCACAAAAUCACACCCUUUUCAAUUUUUCAUCUGCUUCUGCUAUUUUCCCAUUCAGAAGUUUCGUAAAUUUCAUAAAUCCCUAAUUUCUUUACGUGGGUCUCUUAAAAAUCACACCUUUUGCUCUUUGAUCACGAAUGGGUAUAACCAAAUUCAAUUCAUGAACUCGUAUUUUCUCAUCAAAGAAACGAUUUUUUUCAAAAGGGUUGAAUUUUCUGAGAUUAUUGCGUGUUGGGUUUGAAUGAUUUUGUUUGUUUGUUUCUGAAAAACAGUUUACAGUUACAGAAGCAACAAUGUCGGAUGACAUGCUUGUGCAUUUUUCGUCGAAUUCUUCUAACCAAUCGGAUCAGUCUCUGCCUACAAAGAUUGCUAAGCUUGAAGCUCGAAUGGUUGGAAAAGGUUCUUCUUCUGCUUCUCAGCAACAAGGUUGGUCUUCUGUUUCUUCAGCUGGGAAAUUCAGUGGAGCAGUUGAAGAUUUGGUUGAACCUUGUACUUCAAGUGACUCCGAUGAUGAUAAUGGCGGGGAGUUCUUGAUUCAAGCCAACACGCGUAAGCGCCCAAAACCUGAAAAUGAUACUGCUGAUGUUUUUGAACGUGCUGAGUUGCAAUCUGCUGUUACUGAUGGAAGACAGGCUAGUUUGGAGGCCGUGGAGACAAAAAAUAAUGUCGAAGCAAAUAGAAAGAGAUCUGGUCGUGGAAGAGGGAGUUCUGGUUCAGGUAGGGGUCGUGGAUCCAAAAGUAAUGAUCAAACCAGAUCACAAAUUUCUCCCCCAACAGUUUCUGCUUCAAAUGGUCAGAAUGAGAAUAAAGAUGGUAGAAUCAAAGAUCAGUUUCAUAAUGAUAAUAGUGCUUCAUUAGAGGAGGAGGUUGCAUCUUUACGUGCAAGAAUUGUUGUGUUGGAGGAAGACUUGCGUAAAGCAAAGCUAGAAAACUCUGAGAAUCAGAAUGUUCGUCAGCAGUUGGAAAUGGAACUGAAGGAACUGAAAGCUCUUGAACAACAAAUGAAGCCUAAGAGAACAAAAAUAAUAUCUGAUUUGCUGAUAUCAGUUUCAAAGGCUGAAAGACAAGAAGCAAGGCUAAAAGUACGACAAGACUCAUUGAGGCUUGGAAAUGUUGGUGUACUCAGAGCUGGUACUAUCAUAUCGGAGACAUGGGAAGAUGGUCAGGCGUUAAAGGAUCUUAAUGCCCAGCUUAAACAACUAAUAGAAUCAAAAGAGGCAGUUGAGCGCCAGCGGAAGCUGUUCAAGAAAAAACAAUCAGAUAAGAGUGAAGGAAUAGAUGCAGAGGCUGGAAUGCUGGAAGAUAUUAUUCUCAUGCACGAGGAAAUCUAUAAGUGUCGACUAGCCAGCAUUAAACGGGAAGAAGAAAUUGUUUUGCGAGAGAGGGACCGCUACGAACUAGAGAAGGGCAGACUAAUUCGUGAAAUGAAACGCAUACGGGAUGAAGAUGGUUCACGGUUCAACAACUUUCAGAUUCUAAACCAUCGUUAUGCCCUUCUAAACCUUCUCGGAAAGGGAGGAUUCAGCGAGGUGUACAAGGCUUUUGACUUGGUGGAGCAUAGAUAUGUUGCCUGCAAACUUCAUGGUUUAAAUGCUCAAUGGAGUGAAGAGAAGAAGCAAAGUUACAUAAGGCAUGCACUUCGAGAGUAUAAUAUUCACAAGACAUUGGUUCACCCUCACAUUGUUCGCUUAUGGGACAUCUUUGAGAUUGAUACGAAUACAUUCUGCACGGUGCUAGAGUAUUGUAGUGGGAAAGAUCUUGAUGCUGUUCUUAAAGCAACGCCUACAUUGCCUGAGAGGGAGGCUAAGGUCAUUUUAAGUCAGAUUUUCCAUGGCCUUGUUUACAUGAAUAAAAGAACACUGAAGAUUAUUCAUUAUGAUUUAAAGCCUGGAAAUGUUUUGUUUGAUGAACUUGGGAUCGCUAAAGUGACUGAUUUUGGUCUUAGCAAGAUAGUGGAGAAUGACGUGGGAUCCCAGGGUAUGGAACUUACAUCCCAGGGUGCUGGAACAUAUUGGUAUUUGCCUCCUGAAUGCUUUGAGCUCAGCAAGACACCACUUAUAUCAUCCAAGGUUGAUGUCUGGUCUGCUGGUAUUUUGUUUUAUCAAAUGCUCUUUGGCAGACGUCCUUUCGGACACGACCAAACACAAGAGAGAAUACUUCGUGAAGACACGAUCAUUAAGGCACGCAAAGUUGAAUUUCCCUCUAGGCCUACUAUUUCUAGUGAGGCAAAGGAUUUUAUUCGGCGAUGUCUUACAUAUAACCAGGCCGAGAGACCAGAUGUGUUAACCAUUGCUCAAGAUCCAUAUCUCACUUACACAAAAAAGUAAUGAUGAUCAUUGACUUGGCUUUGUUACCUUCACCCCACGAAAAAAGUAUACGGGGAUUUCAUCUUCUAACUUCGGUCACUAAAAUAUCUGUCAGAAUUUGUACAGGUUGUAAAUUUUUUUUUUAUCUUGAAUGAGUCAGAGAAAGAAUGUUUCCUCACUCUGAAAGGAUCAAAGGAAGUCUUGUUGUCUUCAUGCAUUUAACAUUUGGUUCAAAAUGUUGGAGUAUCAAAAGGCAAGUUGGUUUUACUUGACCUUAAAAGGGUCAUGAUGAUGUAUAGGUUGGUGAGAAGGUUUUCCAGAUUUUUUAGUACUCUUCUUGCCACCAAAUUAUAGGAUUUUAAUUCAUAUUGAUAUUGAUUGGCUGCCAUUUUAAAGAUAUUUUGUUGAA
Trifolium pratense (red clover) is the source of this 2997-nucleotide messenger RNA. RefSeq names its product serine/threonine-protein kinase TOUSLED-like. Lineage: Eukaryota; Viridiplantae; Streptophyta; Magnoliopsida; Fabales; Fabaceae. Gene Ontology annotation, molecular function: ATP binding; protein serine/threonine kinase activity. Gene Ontology annotation, cellular component: nucleus. Bases 576 to 2609 code for a protein of 677 amino acids. The transcript has 16 exons. Gene Ontology annotation, biological process: chromosome segregation; intracellular signal transduction; peptidyl-serine phosphorylation. The record is from RefSeq and is a predicted model, not a curated record.